AUGGCUUCUUCCCGAUCUACUCGUGUUACAAGAUCAACAGUGGGGUUAAACGGCUUGGAUGAAUCUUUUGGUGGUAGAAAUUUAAGGAAUUGUAGCAUUGCUCACCCUGAAGAAAUCUCUUCUCAUUCUCAAGUACGAUCAAGAUCACCAAAGAAGAGACCAGAGCCUGUUCAAAUUCAGAAAGGAAAUAAUAAUGGAAGAACUACUGAUAUAAAACAGCAAAUCCAGGACCUUGAAAGUUUAGGCAGACGUCAGAGAGAAGCACUAAAAAAUCCCAUUGGAUUUGUGGAAAAACUCCAGAAGAAGGCUGAUAUAGGGCUUCCAUAUCCACAGAGAGUUGUUCAAUUGCCCGAGAUUGUAUGGGACCAAUAUACCAAUAGCCUUGGGAACUUUGAAAGAGAAUUUAAAAAUCACAAAAGACAUACUAGGAGAGUUAAGCUAGUUUUUGAUAAAGUAGGUUUACCUGCUAGGCCAAAAAGUCCUUUAGGUCCUAGGAAGGAUAGAGAGUCCCUUUCAUACUCUAUGUUGCCUUUGAGUGAUGGUCCAGAAGGCUCAAACAGUCAUCCUCAGAUGAUAAGAGGACGCCUGUGUGAUGAUACCAAACCUGAAACAUUUAACCAAUUGUGGACUGUUGAAGAACAGAAAAAUCUUGAACAACUACUCUUGAAAUACCCUCCUGAAGAAGUAGAAUCUCGACACUGGAAGAAGAUAGCAGAUGAACUGGGCAAUAGGACAGCAAAACAGGUUGCCAGCUGAGUGCAGAAUUAUUUCAUAAAACUAACUAAAGCUGGCAUUCCAGUCCCAGGCAGAACACCAAACUUAUAUAUAUACUCCAAAAGGUCUUCA
Mesoplodon densirostris (Blainville's beaked whale) is the source of this 846-nucleotide messenger RNA. Its product is annotated as ZZ-type zinc finger-containing protein 3-like. The coding region runs from base 1 to 756 and encodes 251 amino acids. NCBI's taxonomy places the organism in Eukaryota, Metazoa, Chordata, Mammalia, Artiodactyla, Ziphiidae. The record is from RefSeq and is a predicted model, not a curated record. The transcript is spliced from 2 exons.